This is a messenger RNA of Aspergillus terreus NIH2624, 813 nucleotides long. Its product is annotated as Bax inhibitor-1 family protein. Bases 1 to 813 code for a protein of 270 amino acids. Gene Ontology annotation, cellular component: membrane. The transcript has a single exon. The record is from RefSeq and is a predicted model, not a curated record. NCBI's taxonomy places the organism in Eukaryota, Fungi, Ascomycota, Eurotiomycetes, Eurotiales, Aspergillaceae.
AUGGCUGCCAAUACCAGAUAUCAGCCCGCGCCGCAACGGGACUCCCUCGAGGAGCCCGCGUACCCCCAGGCCCCGCCGUCUUAUCAAGCCACCGAAUCGUCGCAGCAGCCGCGCAGCGAGGAUGACAACGUCCCCGAUGACUUCAAGUUUGGCGGCACCGUCGCCGAAGGCACACUGCCGAUCCGCAUGCAGUUCAUCCGCAAAGUCUACGCCAUCCUCACGGUCCAGCUGCUCCUAACGACAGUCAUGAGCUCCCUCUCCUUCUUCAGCGAGGGCUACCGCCACUGGAUCCAGGGCAAUUUUUGGCUGAUGAUGGUGUCCGUGUUUGGCGCACUCGGCUUCAUGCUCGUCACCUACUGGAAGCGCAAGAGCUACCCGGCCAACCUCCUCUUCCUGUCGGCCUUCACGAUCCUGGAGGCCUACUCCAUCAGCGUGGUCGUGUCGUUCUACGACGCCCGCGUCGUCGUCCAGGCCCUCGUCCUCACCCUCGGCAUGUUUGUCGCCCUGACGCUCUUCGCCUGCCAGACCAAGUACGACUUCACCAACUGGAUGCCGUAUCUCUUCGGCGCCCUGUGGUUCCUCAUCCUGUUCGGCUUCGUCGCCGCCUUCAUGCCCCGCAGCAGCACCGUCGAGCUCAUCUACGGCGCAGUCGCAGCGCUAAUCUUCUCUGGGUAUAUUCUCGUCGACACGCAGUUGAUCAUGCGCCACUACCAUGUCGAGGAGGAGAUCGCGGCGUCCAUCUCGCUCUACCUUGACAUUCUGAACUUGUUCUUGGCCAUCCUGCGCAUCCUCAACAACCAGAACAACAACUAA